CACUCUUCUCGCCGGGUGAGAACUGAAACAUUCAGGUUGUUCACUCUGCGAAAACACUUCUUGCUUGAGUUCCUGCUCUUCUCUGACAUAGCCUGAGAAUAAGAAUAAAUGGAACGAACUUUCAGCAUCACAAUACUCCUGCUGUUAUUGGUUCAUACGUUUGACUUGGUAUUACUCCAAAAUGCAACGGCUCCUCCAAACCACACAUUUGAUCCAAGUUGGUUGCGUGAGCAAAACCUCCUUGCUGAAGAGGGAGGAGAAAAUGGACAGGAAGGUGACGUGUCUGGUAUGGAAACAAGCAAUGACUUAAACACCUUCUUACAUAACGAAGAUGAUAACGUGGACAGUCGAGAGAAGAGUGAAAAUAAAACGGCAGAGGAUCCGCAGGUUGCCAUAACUACCAAGCCUCCCACAUCUCCAAAUGCCACAACAGUGCAACUUGAACUGUCAGAUGGGAAGACCAACAUUACAAACACAGAAUCAAAACAAAACAAUAUCACCCAAAAUGGGAAAGAGUUUAUCAAUUCAACAACACUUCCAGCAACCCCAGAUCUUGGUCUGUUGGAUCAAAACUCGACCAUAUCCCCUGAUCCUUCCAAUGACAAACAUUCAGACAACAGCACCACCUCGGCACCAUGGAUCCUUAACUCAAAUGAGAACACAACAACAGCAGCAGCAGCAGCAGCAAUACCAGCAACAGCAAACACAACAUCACCAUCACGGAAUAAUACAGAGUCAACCAAUGUAACAGAAUUAAACGACAUAACUAUUGGGACAACAGCAGCAGCAGCAACAGAUUUUAGCACAACAGCUCCAAAAUCCUCAUCACCAAACCUGUUAUCUCCUGAAACCACCAGUGUGGCAACUAUGGCUCCUGAAACACCUGCAGGCAACUUGACAGAUAAACAGGCAUCCUCAGGGAGCAGCUCAGAGAGAGGUUUGACAUCUGAGACCAGCAGGAACAAACGGAAUGAAGCAUGGGGGGCUGUAUUGGGAACGGCUAUGGUAGUGUCCAUUGUAGGACUGGCGACAUACAUCAUCUUGAAAAGGAGACACAUGAAAGGUUUCUCACACAGGAAACUUGUUGAGGUUUUCCCCUCUGACCCAGUUCUCCGACUGGACAACAGUGAACCCUUGGAUCUAAACUUUGGUCAUUCGGCUCACUACAACCUUGGAGUAAGAGAUGACGACAUUCAAAUGUCCAACAUUUCAGGGCGGCAAACAAAGUGACACACUAACCACCCUCUUGUGAGAAAAAACAUUUGGGGAGAGGAGUUUGGGGAAGAAUGGUGAAUGACAUUGCCACAUUAUUUUUUUGUUGGAAACAUUUUAUAUCAACUGUAUGCCACCAGGAACUUUAACAAUUAUUUGUCAUGUUUGUAUACCUGAUGCCAAAUCACACAAAACAACGAUACAAACCAUCGCACUUUUCCCUAUGUACCCCAGCUUUUCGCCACAUUCCAAUAACGUGUGUUGGGUGAAAUGAAGACCCUAAAUUGUCUCUAUGUGUAAAUGAGCAUGUGAAUGGUUGUUUCUCUCAUUUCCCUGUGAUUGACUGUCCAUCAAGUAGCCUGCAUCAUGGCCAAAGUCACAUGGUAGAAGCUCCAGCUCCACCACAUAGAAAAUGGAUAACAAAUGUUAUCCAAGGAUUUAAUAAUGUAAAAUAACGACCCUGGAAAAUGGCUGCUUCUAAAACGUAGUAUGAAAAUUCAAUAUAAAAACUCAUUUUAUGGGUGGGAAAACUGAAAAACGUUCAACUGUUGUGUAUCGUUAUAACCAAAACCCAAGACUAGAACCUACACUCAAAGAAAGUCAUAUUCAUUCACAGAGUGAGGUUGUGAUAUUCUAUUAAGAAGUUAUAUAUUUAGUUUGAUGAUAGCAGCAGCAGCAGCAGCAGCUAUAUUAUCAUUUCAAACCUCCUAAAUUCAAUGACCUCUACAUGUCCAAACAGAGAUAUUACUUUUUUAUAAAGUGGUGAGGGGCACCUCAGAGAGUUACGCAGAAUUCACCUGCAGCAUAACAAGCAGACAUUGUGAAAUGCACAGUAGUUUAAAACUGUUUUUUUCAGUUUCAUUGUUAUUCUUCUCAUGAGCUUUCUUUGACUUUGAGUGACAACCUUCAGCAAGUAUCUGUAAUCUCAAUAUAUUUUGCUAUACGUGGGGAGAAUAGUGGUUAUUUUUUUAGUAGCAUUUUAGCAAAAUAAUAUUUUAUAUUUGUAAAUGAACAAAUAAAAUCAUAUCGUCACUUUUUCUAUAUAUAUUUUUUUAAUAAGAUAGACUUGCACUCAAUCACUGUGUUCUGAUUUUGAUUGAUAUGCACCACAGUUUGGUUAGAAGAGCAGGCCGUAACUCAAACGAUGCAUACCUUCUUUUGUAGUUAAAUCCAUUGGUGAAAGAUAAGCUUUGUUCUAAAAUCAGACGCCAAUCAAAGAUGCGCUUUAUGCCACUGUAAUGGGGUUAUUAAAAAUGCCGAGCAUUCUGCACUGCGUAUCAAUGAUUGAUUGAUUGAAGUUUUUUAAUGCUUGUUGCCUGUCUUGAUAUUCCUAUCCUGACUGCAUGCUUAUUUUUAGCUCCUCAGAAACCGUAUGCAUAAUUUGCUUGCGUUUAUGUAUUUAUGUUUCCAUAUUUUAAAACACAAUCUUGAGUCAAAAUACCCUGUCGUUGUUUCUAAGUGUUCUUACAAAUGUUUAGUUUUCCUUUCAAUUACAGACAAUACACAUACUGGGUCCCACAAAGCCAAACACCACCCCACCACCUCAUCCAUUACCGUUUGGGUUUCUAUUUCGAUAGUGUAUAGAAAGAUGGUCAGUGAAAAACAACAACACAAAUGUCAGUAUCUCAGAAAUGAUUGUGUUGGACUUCUUUGGAGGUACAGUAACUACUGUUCAUGAUAAAAGAUACAACCGGGAUUACAAAGUAAAAAUUUGAAAAUGGGAGUUGGAUCAUCUCUUUUGUCCAUAUUCUCUGAUUUACAUAUAAUUAAGAUUUAACAUGCAUUACAGCAGUCGAUCCUUUUUCAAUAUUUCUUAUCAUGUUCAGGGCUACAGGGAGUCUGAGGCUAUCCCGACUGACCUCAACUGAAAGACAAAACCUGCAGUCAAUCAUGGGGCUUGUAUAGUGACAGUCAACUAUUCACAUUUGCGUUAGCUGAAUGAGAAGUGAACCCAUACUGAGUUCAUGGAAGUCAAGUUAGUCACCACACCUUUCACUGACAGUCAAGGUAAUACCAAAAGAGAAUCAAUCAUAAUGUUGAUGGAUUUUGAAAUAUUUAAUAUUGCAAUUAUGCAAAGUGAUCUACCCAUCUACAGUAUACAGAGUAUGCUAUAUGGCUCUGACAUUUUUUCCUCCGCUAAAUCUUGACCUAAUGUUAAUCAUACUCAUGUUUUUUUUUUUUUUUCCAAAUCAUGACGAUAUCAACUGACCUUUGGAGAGCUAUCUUUGAAAUCUAUAAGUUGCUCACAAUUGACCUAUACUAACGGGCACCUCUUAAAAGAACAAAAAAAAAAAUAAAAAUAAAAAUGAUUAAUUAUUCUUAUCCAUUGUACUCAUAUGGUAAAUGGGCUAGUUUAGGAUUAUCCUCCUCCAUGGUUAAAUGGAAGUUACUUUUACCAUUUCCCUUCAUUCAUGAGCUGAUACUAUAUACGUACGAUCCAGUUUGUCUUCCUUUUCCAUUUUACUGCAAUUUUUAGCCACAAAGAAGCUCAGCAGUCAAGAAUGAACAUGAUCGCAGGUUGCAAAAGUCAAUUAAAUGGCACCACAUCCCUGCUAUGUUCAUUUGAGGGUUUAGACAGAUUCAUUUUCUCUUCCAGCUGCAGACUCAAAUCAAUUUGGAUGGAAUUAAAUGAUUGAUAUCUAAAUUGAGGUUAUGUCAAACAUUUCAAUGUCUAUAUUCGAUUUAUUAUUUUUUUGAAAUACCUAGGACAUAAUAAACACAAAUUUUAUUUUUUAAAAUAGAUGAACCAACAUUGCAGUUGUAUACAGACACUAGAAUCUCUAAUAACCUCUAAUACCCCUUUCCCACUGGCCAAAAAACCCAUGUCAGCCCCCUAACAAUCGGCUUUGGUGGCAGUGGGAAAGGUGCAGCGACCCGCCUCGACCCGUGUCAAUCAACCCACCAAGCUACCCGCGUUAAAAAUCACCUCGGCUCUGAUCGUCAUGCAGUGUGAAAGCAAAACCCCGGGUCAACAGUCAACACCCUAAUCUACGUGGUGACGUAGACUCUUACGUGAUGCGUCAUAACAACGUGCCAGUCGCCUCCCAUUUAACACGCCCCACAACCGUAGUUACGUCGAUGCGCACAACAAAGCUAGUAGAAGAAGGAGCCAGUAGCAUGUCCCAGCAUUGGAAAGAUGAUGAGACCUGCCAGCUCCUUUCCAUCCGUGGAGAAAGGAGGCUUCCAUGUUGCUCUGCAUUGUUUACUUCCUUGAACUGAAUGAAUUCGGUCGCACUUGUCGACGUGCAUCUUAGCGUGCUGACGUCACGUAACCUUACGCACGGCUGAGGUGGGGUGUUAAACGGGUGGAGAAAAAAAAAAAAGCUUUUUUUUGUCAAUGGGAAAGGUGCCAAAUGCCAAUUGCUAGUGGGUUGCAUCGGCUUGGAAAAAACGCGCGUUGACCCACUAGUUUCAGUGGGAAAGGGGCAUACAGUAAUACUGGCAUUAGCAGUGUUGGUAAAGUUAAUUUUCUACAUGAACUAUUUCAAAUUGAAAUUCAAACAUUUCAAAAUGAACUGUUCAGUUUAUAGUUCAUAAUUCAACAUUUUGAAAUCACACUCAUGGUUCCAAAAAAAUGAAGUUUUGUUAUGUUCUUUCUUCGCCCCAAUAAUAGCUGCAAGCUUUUAUUGACAGAGUCGAUAUAGAACCACAGACAGCAAUUAUUUUAUACAUUUUAGCACUGAAUCUGUGUCAGAUUGAUCUUCAUAUUCAAUUUAAAAUCUGUGUCGUUACGGACCUAUUUGUAAAAUUCACUUAAAUGUUGGUACUGGGCCGGUGUUCUGUCAGAUUUUGCACCCCAUCAGAAAUUGCAACUUAGCGGUUCUGCACAUGCGUGAAACGUUACAAAUGGCUGUGAAUGCAGCGAUUCCAAAGUAAACACCAAAAAUAUUCUAUAAAAAAAGGAAUAUGUACUUACGUUUGGUGAUUGACACACAUGAAGGAAAGUUAUCCUCACACACAGCCUACCAUGUGGCUGUGCUCAACUCAAUUGCACACCGCUCUCUCACCGUUAUUGUCUCCCCCAUGUUAUUAAGCAUUUAUUUACGCAAUAUUCAUGUUGCACAUGUACAUUUGUGAUGUAACUUGCUUAUUUUGCACCUUUUGAUGAUAUUGAGAGUCAAACUGAAUGUAAAAGAAUGCUUGUUCGCCACUAUAAAUAAAAGCUUUGGGAGUAAA
Messenger RNA from Corythoichthys intestinalis (scribbled pipefish), 5388 nucleotides. It is a transcript of the gene muc15, whose product is annotated as mucin 15, cell surface associated. The record is from RefSeq and is a predicted model, not a curated record. The transcript has 4 exons. The coding region runs from base 109 to 1230 and encodes 373 amino acids. Lineage: Eukaryota; Metazoa; Chordata; Actinopteri; Syngnathiformes; Syngnathidae.